This is a messenger RNA of Gadus macrocephalus (Pacific cod), 2783 nucleotides long. RefSeq names its product sterile alpha motif domain-containing protein 9-like. The record is from RefSeq and is a predicted model, not a curated record. Gene Ontology annotation, molecular function: protein binding. The transcript has 5 exons. Gene Ontology annotation, cellular component: cytoplasm. Lineage: Eukaryota; Metazoa; Chordata; Actinopteri; Gadiformes; Gadidae. The coding region runs from base 163 to 2634 and encodes 823 amino acids.
CGCCCACUUCUCGUGUUUCAUUUCCGUGUCUUGAGUAACUGCUGUAUGCCCGUGUUUCAGGAGCAGAGUGAUUUUAGUCAGCUGGACCUGGGGACUACAGACCUAUGGCUCUAGAGAAUCUGAAGUGACAGCCCAAAACCAUUCUCCCUGGAGGGGAGGAAGAUGGGCGACGAGCCGGAUGAAAGAGCCAGGUCCCCCAGCUGUCUCUCCUUGAAAAGUGACAGGUCAUUGAUUGAACCGGUCAAUUUUAAAUGUCAGGAGUCUGUCCCACUACAAGACUGCACUGGGAUGAAUACCACAGAAGACGGAAAAGCAGAGUCUUUAAAGAGCCAUGAUUCUAUGGAUAUUCCUCCAAGUGUUCAGCAAGACCAUGGCAGAGAGGAAGAAUUGAAAAACCGGAACUUGAGUCCAGAUGAAUUACAGUCGAAUGUUAGAGGGGCAAAGGGAAACCCGAAAGCGCUUGAUGGACUACCACAACAUAUGGAGGAUUGGACUAAGGAGCAUGUGAAAGAGUGGCUGACUUUUCAUAAGGUCCAACAGAAGAUUGUGAGUUGUCUCUAUGAACAUGAGUUGUCCGGGUCUUGUUUGGUCUGCUAUGAAAAACAAGACCUAUUCGAUUUAGGUGUCUCACUAGCACCGGCCAUUCAAAUCCUACGUCUUGUAGAGUUGUUUAGGAGCCAGACAGACAAGAUCCAUGUCCAUGGACCAGAGCAUCACAGUCCAGUGACGCAGAAAGCGAGAAAUUGGAAAUCAGCAGCUCUGGAUUCAAAUGAAGAUGUUGAAACUGUGUUUUCAGAGAGUGGAUUCUCAAGCCAAUCUCCAUCAAUGCGGCUAGUGGAGGAACAUAUUGAGCUAGGUCAAUCCAGAGGACCUGGGAAGACGAUGGAUAACAAGACAUGUUUCCAAGAUAUGAUUGGGAAUUCAUCCAAAAACUCUGCAACUGGUUCCAACUUGGUGACUAGAAUAUGUCCAACACGGCCCUUUGACACCAUAGACCAAUCCUUCUUUUACAAAGAGAAUGACGAACUUCCUCCUGAAAUGGGUCCGGGCAAUCUACUGGACCCUGUGCAUGAGUACCACAUGCUACCCAGUGUAGAAGAGCUCUCUGAAAAAGAGAUGGUUCAUGAAUUCAUACAAGGAGUGUUCAUUUUUGCUGCAGGCUGCAUGAAUUCUCGUACCAAUGGCACUAUUCAUUUUGGAGUGAAAAAACAGCCUGGAGAAGCAUGUGGACAAGUUAUUGGGCAACAAAUAAUUUCAGACAGUAAAUUGAUGGAGAAAUUUGAAUUGAGUCUAAAUGAGUACUUCGAGGAGGAACACUUUAAUGUUGCAAGAACAUGCAUAAGGCCACCUCAGUUCUCUCGGAUUCUGGGUCUUGAUGGAACAAGCUCAAAUAAGUGGGUAAUUGAGGUUGAUGUCAUUCCAUCAUAUUCUAUUACACAAGAAAAUGUUUUCUACACUUCCCUGAAAACAGCAUCAGCAGGAGAGGAAACACAUCAAUGCAAAACACAAUGUCUGUUUGUUCGUGAGGGCCCAAUAGCCUUCAAUAUUUUGGCAGAUCCUAAUCCCAGAGUUACACAAGAGAAAAUAAAAAGCAUAACUGACAAAGUCAAAGUGUGGGCCCUAGCACGCAAAUCAGCAGAAGAGAGGAAUAAAAGACCACCCUCACAAGGCCAUCAGGGGCAAAAGCUUAAACGACUGAUAAUGUGCGGAAGAGAUACAUUCGACGACUUCCAGCUCAUUGUUGUUACCGACAAAUGUCCCUCAAACCAGCUAGAGAACCUCAGCUUUCUGAAAGAAAUGGAUCCCUUUGCAGUGCUGGAAUUUGACCCAGAGUCAGACAUAAAUGGCACGUGUCGUUUUUACCGCAAGGAUUGCAUUGCUAACCUUCACUACCCAUCCAUGUACACUACUGGGGAAAGUAUUUCAGCUGUCAUUGGAAAGCUCAACCUCUUUCAGCAAACAAGCUGGGUGUUCUGCAAUGGAAGGAUAAAUGAGGAAAGUAUGGCUAAUAAACCAUUAGAACCCAGAGAUUGGCUUAAGAAACGUUGCGGGGAAAUCAACAACAUGAUUUCAUUCCUCUGUAAUCCAGAUCUGUUUUCUAAAGAUGGAUUACUGGUUUUCUUCAUUCUACACUCAGCAGUAACUGACAUCUCAAGCCCGAUUAUGGAGGCAUUUUGUGCAAUCUAUCGCACAUUGGAAGGCAGCGAUCAUAUGCUGUGCCUAUGCAAAGACUUUGAUGUCUUCAAGCAAUGGAGGCAACUUAUUGAGACACGUUGCAAAGUGGAUAUCACUAAUAAAUGCAUACAUGAACUGAGCCUGAAUGAAGUUAACUGUACCAUCCACAAGCUGAAAGGACCUCAUACCCUGUCUUCUGAGAGAUACCUGCCAUCCACUGGUUCUAGCUCAGUCAUCUUGAGCAGAAAAGAUGAGGAGAUGAUGACAGUGUUGGAUAUCCUGAGUGAAAAUGAAUGUGAGAACACAGAAAUUGAGACAGCUGAGUCAUUUUGCGAGUUUAAAAGGAAAACUGAAGAGAAGUUUUACAGAGGGGGACGAGUCACAUGGUGGGACUUUUACCUCUCAGAGGCCAGGAUGCCUGCCAUUCAUCAAACGAGACAAAUACAAGGAUCUUUAUGAACUGAUCACUUUCCAAGAGAGCUCGACAUCCCCAUGUGUUAUGGUUAAUCUCUUUCAUCACCCAGGCUGUGGGGGAACAACUCUUGCAAUGCAUGUUCUCUGGAAUUUGAGGAAUAAAUUCCGAUGUGCUGUUGUGAAUAACAGUAUGG